AUGAAGAUGCUGACCUGCGUGACGACGAAAACACCCAAGUUCAAGGGCUCGACGAAAGCCGAGCGCCGACAGUUUAUGCGCGAGUACAACCAGUACUUGGAACAGGUGGCUGCGUUGCAUACGACGACUACCAAACCCUUGGUGAUGCUGGUGUCGGUCUGCAUCGACCAUUACACGGAGAAACGCGUUGCCGUGUGGGAACUGGACAAGAUGGUGGAAGAGAUCACAGAAGCUGACUGGAUCGCAUCGAUGAGCCUCGGAUUUGACGUCCUGCCCUCGGACCUCGACGCGAUCAAGUUUGCCGCACGCGAAGUGCGGAAGUGA
Molecule: messenger RNA, 324 nt
Organism: Aphanomyces invadans
Lineage: Eukaryota; Oomycota; Saprolegniomycetes; Saprolegniales; Verrucalvaceae
Exons: 3
Coding region: 1-324 (107 amino acids)
Source: RefSeq, a predicted model, not a curated record